CAUGAAUGCCCUGAAACAGACCUGGCAUGUGUCCUGUUUCGUCUGCACUGCCUGCCAGCAGCCGAUCAGGGGCAACACGUUUCACAUGGAGGAUGGACGGCCGUACUGCGAAAGAGACUACUAUAACCUGUUUGGGACCAACUGCCACGGCUGCGAUUUUCCCAUCGAGGCAGGGGAUAAGUUCCUGGAAGCUCUAGGAUUCACCUGGCACGACACCUGCUUUGUGUGCACGGUGUGCUCUGCCAAUCUGGAAGGUCAGGCGUUCUUUUCCAAAAAGGACAAGCCCCUGUGCAAGAAACACGCUCACACUGUCAACCUCUGACCUGCCUCUGCGAAUGUCAGCGGGACAGGGCAAUGGCGUCAGUUUACAGCAAUUUAUAUUCCAGCCAGAUGUAAAAUAUUUUCAGAAUUAAAACUGAUAAAUCCGUUUUUAUCCUGUUAGAACAUCAUUGGAUCAGAGUUCCCACUGUAAGCUUUAUUUUUGCUCUGGUAUUGUUUUAAUUUUUCUUUAUUUCAUUUUAGUUUAUCGGAUGAUAUUGCAGGUGUAUAUUUGAAAACACUGUUUGCCCCAAACACCAGCUCUAUAUCAAGUAGAUUCUUAUCUCAUUUGUUUGAGCUGGACCUUUUAUUGGUGUGGGUGGUGUUUUUUUAAGCUCUUGAUGUCUUAUACUUUUCAUAAUAACACAGAAUAGAAUACAUGUAUUUUACUGCAAUGACCUGCUGAGGCCCUCAGGGGUCACAUAUUUGAAAAGCAUUUGACGUGUCUUUCCACGUGUUCGUAACGAGAGUGAAAGAUUUAGAAAUUAGGAUUAUUUAAGGGAAAAAGAUAUUUAUUAUCAAUGUGUUGUGGCAACAAAAAGACAAAAAGAAGCCAUCAGAAUAAGAAUGGUAAAU
Messenger RNA from Paralichthys olivaceus (Japanese flounder), 894 nucleotides. NCBI's taxonomy places the organism in Eukaryota, Metazoa, Chordata, Actinopteri, Pleuronectiformes, Paralichthyidae. The record is from RefSeq and is a predicted model, not a curated record.